AUGUCAUCCUCCUCCGUGCGGGUGACCAACUACCCCGCUAUCAAAAAUGCGCCCCUUGUCGGCCUCGCAGAAGGCAACGGUGCCUUCAACAACCUCCACUUCGCCGCCUUCAUCGUCGUCGUUCCCUACAUCCUCAAGUCUUUCCUCCCUCUGGUGAAGUAUGGCGGCUUCAAGACCUACCUCUUCAUGGUGCUUCUUACGGGCCCACCCACCGCGGUCGCAUACUGGGCCCUGAACAGUAUUUACGGGUCGAGGAAGAACGAGAAGGUCACGCUCCCUGGCAAAGACAUCGAGGAAUACAUUACGAUCAAGGACGCCGAGCUGGCCAAGGUGUACAAGGGCAAGGAGAAGAUCCCCAUGCAGGUCUUCCACGACGCGUUUUUCGACGGCAAGGUCGAGUUCAAGGGCGACGUUCUCGACCUUCUGGAGCAGCGCCACGACUGGGCCAAGAUGAACUUCACCUACGAGCUCUUCAAAUACGUCUUCACCGUCUUCAUUCCAGAGGUCGUCGUCCACUCCCAGGCGCAGGACGAGGAGCAAGUCCGUGGGCACUAUGACCGCGGUGAUGACUUCUACGAAUGGUUCCUCGGUCCUCGCAUGAUCUACACCUCUGGUAUUAUCCUCAACCCCGACGUGGAAGAGUCUCUUGAGCAGCUCCAGGACAAUAAACUUGCCGUCGUCUGCAGCAAACUCGACCUGAAGCCCACAGACAAGCUCCUCGACAUUGGCUGCGGUUGGGGAACCCUCAUCGCCUAUGCCGCGAAGAACUUCGGAUGCGACGCGACUGGUGUUACUCUCGCAAAGAACCAGGCCAAGUUUGGUACUGAGAGGAUUGCAAAGAACGGUAUCCCCUCGGACAAGGCUCGCAUCCUCUGCUGUGACUACCGCGAAAUCCCCACAGGCACCAAGUACGACAAGAUCGUCACGCUCGAGAUGGCUGAGCACGUUGGUGUCCGCCGCUACUCCCAAUUCCUGUCUGAGGUCUACGAUCUUUUGGAAGACGACGGCAUCCUUGUGUACCAAGUCGCCGGUAUCCGUCCCUCGUGGCAAUACGAGGAUCUCGUUUGGGGUCUCUUCAUGAACAAGUACGUCUUCCCUGGUGCGGAUGCCUCCUGCUCGCUCGGUUGGGUCGUCAGCAAGCUGGAGAAUGCCGGCUUUGAGGUUAAGAACAUCGAUGUCCUCGGUGUUCACUACUCGGCUACUCUCUUCAGGUGGUACAAGAACUGGUUGAGCAACAAGGAGAAGGUCGUCGCGAAGUACGGAGAGAGGUGGUUCCGUGUCUGGGCUUUCUUCCUUGCUUGGGCUACUAUCACCAGCCGACAAGGAGGUGCUUCCGUCUUCCAGCUUACUCUUCACAAGAACUUGAACGCCUACCACCGCGUUGCUGGCAUCAAGAACCACGCCUCUAUCCACGUCAAGUUCGAGAAGGAGCCAAUCUUGAUCGAGUGA
Cyclocybe aegerita is the source of this 1449-nucleotide messenger RNA. NCBI's taxonomy places the organism in Eukaryota, Fungi, Basidiomycota, Agaricomycetes, Agaricales, Hemipholiotaceae. The record is from the annotation of a GenBank genome assembly.